AUGCCGCCCAAAUGUAAAGUGUGGAUUCUAACAGUCCAGCAGGAACUCAGUUCAUACCCUUAUCAAAAGGGCUGGGAUUUACAAGUCAUCCAAGGUGCUUUGGGCUUCACCAUUCAGUCCAAUGAAGUAUUAGGAUUCCAUGAUUUCUUACGGACCAGAAACCAUCUGGGGACCAAAGAAGAUGGUUUUAUCAGUGAUUUCUGGGUACAGGCAUUCAAGUGUCUUUUACCACAUAUUUUUGUUAGCACAGAGGGUGAGAAAUCCUGCACUGGAAAUGAGAAGCUAGACAGCCUCUCUGGGGAUUUUUUUGAAAUGAAGAUGAUUGGCCACAGCUACAAUAUCUACAAUGCUGUCUAUGCUGUGGCCUAUGGCUUGCAUGUCAUGCAAUUAUUCAAGCACGAAAGAACGAUUAAUUUUCAGGAUCCGCAGCCAUGGCAGCUCCACCACUUUGUGAAGAGAGUCUCAUUUAACAACAGUGCUGGCGAUGAGAUUUCUUUUGACCAGAGUGGAGAACUGGAAGCUGGAUUUGAUAUUAUCAACUGGGUGACUUUCCUAAAUCAGUCCUUUCGAAGAGUGAAAGUUGGGAGGUUGCAAGCCAGAGCAAAAGCAUUCACCAUUAAUGAAGGUGACAUCACAUGGCACAGUGGUUUCAAGCAGGCCCAGCCUAUUUCUGUAUGUUCAGACAAGUGCCAUCCAGGUUAUAGCAAGAAAAUGAAGGAAGGGGCACCAUUUUGCUGCUAUGAUUGCAUCCCCUGUCCAAAUGGGAAGAUUUCAAGCCGUGAGGACAUGGAUGACUGUUCUGAAUGUGCAGAAGAUCAGUAUCCCAACAAGGACCAGGAUCUGUGUGUUCGCAAGACAGUAACCUUCUUGUCUUAUGAAGAACCACUUGGGAUCAUCUUAGCCAUCUUUUCAGUUUUCUUUUCGUUCUUCACAGCUUUGGUUCUAGGAAUAUUUAUCAAGCAACAUGACACUCCCAUUGUCAAAGCCAACAACCGAAGCCUUUCGUAUAUUCUCCUCAUUGCCCUCUUGUUCUGCUUCCUUUGUGCUUUGCUUUUCAUCGGCCCACCUCUGAAAGUAACAUGCCUUCUCCAACAAAUUAGUUUUGCUAUAGUUUUCUGUGUUGCUGUUUCUUGCAUAUUGGCCAAAACCAUGACAGUGGUUCUGGCUUUCAUGGCUACCAAACCAGGAAGCAUGAUGAGGAAAUGGCUGGGCAAACCACUGGCCAUAUCCAUUGUCCUUUCAUGCUCUCUUAUCCAAGCAUCAAUUGGUGUCAUAUGGUUGGCAACCUUUCCGCCAUUCCCAGAUGCUGACAUGCACUCAGAGACUGAAGAAAUUAUACUGGGAUGUAAUGAGGGGUCUGUGAUUAUGUUUUUCUGUCUUCUUGGCUAUAUGGGUUUUCUUUCCAUUGUUUGCUUCUGCAUAGCUUUCCUUGCCAGGAAGUUACCUGACAGCUUCAAUGAAGCCAAGUUUAUCACUUUCAGCAUGUUAGUCUUCUGCAGUGUUUGGUUGACCUUUGUUCCAACCUACCUGAGUACCAAGGGAAAAUACACAGUGGCUGUGGAGGUCUUCUCCAUUUUAGCUUCUGGUGCUGGUUUACUGGCUUUCAUCUUUUUACCAAAAUGUUACAUUAUUGUUUGGAGGCCUGAUUUGAACAAAAGGGAACGACUAAUUAAGUGA
Podarcis muralis (Common wall lizard) is the source of this 1677-nucleotide messenger RNA. NCBI's taxonomy places the organism in Eukaryota, Metazoa, Chordata, Lepidosauria, Squamata, Lacertidae. The record is from RefSeq and is a predicted model, not a curated record.